UCCCCCAACCUACCUCUCUCUCUCUCUGUGCCCAGCCACACCUGCUCCGAGGCGCGCACUGCUCCUCCUCGCAAUCCCAUCUCCUCCUCGCGCGUGCAGCGUGGUCUCCCCUCGGUUGCCUCCUCCCCCUUCAGUAACCCUCCUCCUCCGUCGUGUCCCCGCCGCUCCUUCCCUCGCCACGCUCGAUCUGGUAACUCUGGUGUAAGCAAGCAGAAGAACUGGAUACUUGACACUAGCACAGAGCCCUGGCAGCAUGCGGUGGUUGGGUCCUUUGGUUGAAGUGUUCCAAAGAGGGAUCUCCUUGAACCUUUACUGCCGUGUGAUUCUGUAAAUCACUUCCGUGGUUAUCGGAGACCUUCGCACGCUUCCUGAUUCAUAUGUUUGUGAAGGCAAUUUGGAACUUCCCCAUCCGAUUGCUAGCAUUGCUGUUUGGGUGCUGUGGUUGUUCGGCCAAAGCUUCCAAGGAGAACGGUGAGGAAUACUAAUGGUGUGGAAAGCAGCUGCUCAGACGAGAUUCCGCGUGUUUAAGCAUGAGAACGGAAUCGCCGUGAGAGUUAUGGCUUGCUUCCAGCCGCUGCAAAAUUGCCAGGCCGAGUACUUCCGCCAUCUCCUCAAGCCCGUGACGUAGCUUCGCUCUGCUCUCGUUUUCUGCUGAAUAAACUUUCUGUUUUAGUUUUUUCUUAAUCACAAUUCAAGUGGGAGAAAACACCCCGUUGAUCUGAACUUUCUGCUGGUAAUUCAGUUUGUUAGUGGUUUGUUCAUGGGGGACAAGGUUAAUCCUUUGCUCCAUUGGCCUAAUCCUUCAUGGAAACUGAAUAUGGAUAGCUCUGCAGACAAUCUCUAUCCACCUGAUGCUGGGCUUGAUAACAUCAAUUUGGUGGCAUUGCCAACAUAUCUGAACAAUCAUGCCUAUAUCUAUUCUGGAAUCGCUGCACCUGUGCCAUUUUUCACAGCAUCAGUUGCUGACAGGCCACCUCUUCCAAAGCCUUCGAGAUUUGUCGCAACAUUGCCACCCGGUUUGGAAUUGUCUGCAGCAUAUCCACCACGCAAGGGAUCUCUGGUUUUCUACCAGAAGGAGAAUCAUACUCCUAUUACAGCUCCUCCCCUGAGCAAGGGGACGUUGGAUCCUGUGCCAGAGCUCCAAGGUAGCAACGAGACUAAUGUAACUGAUGUUGGAGCAGAAGACACUGAGGGAAUUCAUGAGAACACAGAUGAGAUUAAUGCACUCCUGGAUUCCGACUCGGAUGAAGGGUUCGCAAAAGUGCAUGAACUCGGCAGAGUCAGGCAAUCUCCUGCAGAGAAUGACACCUUGAGCGUGGAGUCAGUGGCCAGUGCUGGUGCUAGCGCAGGUGCUGCACGACCAGCAAAGAAGAGAAGACUCAGCUCUGGCACCGACAGGUCUGUCGUUGAUACUGCAAGUUCAGCAAGGCCUGAUCAUUCCAUUGAACAGAAGCUUCUUGGCAAUGACUGUGAUGCACAGUCAUGUUGCAUUGGUGAAGUGGAAAGUGACCACAAGUUUGCUCUGAGAGAAGGAGAAGCAGCAGAUGGUGACAGCCCCAACGAUCUAGAGCGGAGAAGAGAGAGGAUCCAAGAGACUGUUACUGCACUCAGAAAGAUUGUCCCUGGAGGCAUCGCCAAAGAUGCCACAGUUGUUCUUGAUGAAGCAAUCUGCUACUUGCAGUAUCUGAAACUCAAGGUCAAGACGCUGGGAGCUGUCUCCCUCUAGCUGCUGAACAAUUGUGAUUUGGCUCUUGAAGCCAUUACUUCUCUACGUAUAUGAACUACUAGUAAUAGUAAUAAGGUGAAGACACCAGGAUAGCUCAAUUUGGUGCUUAGGACACGCUGCAGUGAAACACAAGAAGAAAAGGUCUAACGGUGCUUGCUUCCCGUAGCCUGUACAUAUAAGGCUCAAAUGAUUGAGUGGUUGCAAUGAGCAUGCAGCAUUGCACUACUACUCCUUCAGUUGAAGCAGGCAUGCAUGUUUUCCUUGAUUGCGAAGUACUGAGGACACUGGAGGCCACAAGAUCCACCGAGCUCGCCAUGCUACCCUCCGGCUAGCUAGCUUAGCAGUAUCUUUCCGCCGCAGGACUUUGCUCUUCUCCCUAUCGGUGCCUCGGUGCCUGUUCUAUCAGCUUCCUCAAAAGGCCCUCAUGGUGUUGAUAGUGCAAUAAGCAAUUCAAAUGUACAACGAACUUUGCUGAGUGUGGUCCAAACCAAACGAGGAAAGGAGUCCAUUCCAUGCAAAGCGCAGUGUUGUGCUGUUUGCGUCCAUGGCUUUUGACCAAACUACCAAAGGGAGAUGGCUCGAGGUUAGGUUGGUGUGUGGUGGUGUGUUCAUGGGGGUCCAACCGGCCCAACAAAGUGUUCUGUGCCUGAUGUGGAGUUCAACACCGUUGCACCUUUCAUCAUCUCACGAUUUCUUUCAGCUACAUAGAUAUGUAUGCUUCGAUAUAUGUAUGUUGGUGUGUUUGCUUUGCUACUACUUUAUACGCGUUGUAAUGAUACUCUGGUUGGGGGUUGGGACCCCAAUAAUGGCCUUUCAUGUACAGUAUGUACGACGGUAUUAUUGUA
Molecule: messenger RNA, 2571 nt
Organism: Phragmites australis (common reed)
Lineage: Eukaryota; Viridiplantae; Streptophyta; Magnoliopsida; Poales; Poaceae
Product: transcription factor bHLH144-like
Exons: 4
Coding region: 761-1726 (321 amino acids)
Molecular function (GO): protein dimerization activity
Source: RefSeq, a predicted model, not a curated record